UGCAUCAUCUCCACACCCGAGCCGAUCCAUGCGCGCCCUCGCCCACGCCGCGUCGCUCCUGCGUCGCGCCACGGCGUGCACGCCGCAGGUCGCCGCCGGCGGCCGCGACGUCCCGCUCCUCGCGAAGAUUUUCCCAAAUGUCUACUGCAGCAGGUAUUCUACUCUUUCAGCUCCAGUAAAUGAAGCGCUGAUUCCUCCAGAACUUCUGUCUAGCAAGGCUGUUUGGACACCAGACAGAGAGCUUGGGCAGUAUGAGGACUUAGUUUCUAGGGUAACAAACUUCCAUAGUGAGGACAAGGGAUUUAUGGUUCUGGAUGGUGAUGUUUUCGAUGUUCCAAUUAGGAAGGACAUUGUUCACCGAGUAGUAAGGUGGCAGCUUGCUAAAAGACAGCAGGGGACACACUCGACUAAAACUAUCAGUGAAGUGAGUGGCACAGGAAGAAAGCCUUAUAAGCAAAAAGGAACUGGAAGAGCACGUCAUGGAACAUUGCGUGGUUGUCAGUUUCGAGGCGGUGCAACCAUGCAUGGCCCUAAACCACGAAGCCAUGCACACAAGUUGCCAAAGAAAGUACGACGUCUGGGACUUAAGAUAGCUUUGUCUGCUCGAACAGCUGAGGGCAAGCUCUGCAUCUUUGAGGACUUAGAAGUCCCUAGCCACAAGACAAAAAACAUUGUGCAGUACAUAAAGCAGAUGGAUGAUACAAAGAAGGUCCUGUUGGUGGAUGGAGGCGACAUCGAUAAGAAGUUAAAGCUCGCUACACAAAAUCUUCACUAUGUCAAUGUCAUUCCGUCAGUUGGUCUGAACGUGUACAGCAUCCUGCAGCAUGACACCCUUGUAAUGACUCGAGAUGCCAUCAACAGAAUUGUUGAACGGAUGCACACCCCCAUCAACCGCUAGCAAGCAGGGGUUCGGCCAAAUCCAACACCACUAGUUUGUCCCAAAUGUGCUUCCAUUUUGCUGAAGCUAUGGUACCAUUUGUUUUCCCAUCUCAGAAUGCUAUGUUUACAUGAGCUAGUCAUUUUGAUAAACAUGAAAUUCUCCUGGAUGUAAUGUGUCAUAGUAGGGAACAAAUGGGUUACUCCCCAACCUUAGGAUUUGAAUAAAAUUUGAUUUUGUCUGCAAAAAUCGAGAUGUUAUUCCUAUGGUUUACAACUUAUCACGAUUCAUGAUUUUGUUUGUCAGUCCA
Molecule: messenger RNA, 1187 nt
Organism: Lolium rigidum
Lineage: Eukaryota; Viridiplantae; Streptophyta; Magnoliopsida; Poales; Poaceae
Product: 50S ribosomal protein L4-like
Exons: 7
Coding region: 29-898 (289 amino acids)
Biological process (GO): translation
Cellular component (GO): ribosome
Molecular function (GO): structural constituent of ribosome
Source: RefSeq, a predicted model, not a curated record